UUCACAUUCACACCAAAUGCACACAGACUGUGCUGAUGGUUUCAGAGCAGCAUUUCAUGUUAUUUUCUUUGUGAACACGCCUGCAGCGGUACAGGUGAAGGCUUUUAAAGGUCAUACUAAUUUGUUUUAAACUGAACUGUAUUAAAGAGGCCAUAUUAUGCUUAUCUUCAUACUCGUAUUUAGGAGGUCUGCUGUAAUAGGUUGUGGGGGUGUAAAUGUUAAAAAACAAAUUAUUUUUGGCAUAUUAGCCAUUGCUGCAGCAAAGCAUACCAGGCAUACCAUAAGGCCCUCCCUCCCAAAAGAUGAGAGCAGCCCAUCUAGGUACUUUGGCCCCGAUCAAACCCCCACCUGCUGCAAAUUCUGUGGUUUUUGGCAAUUUAAUACCAUAAAAUAAGGUUACUGUAUUGCUUUUUAGCUAUUAGGAGCCCAAAUCCUAUGGCCAGAAAAUAAUUAGGUUAUGUUGAAUUGAAUUGAAUUGUUGCAGACAUAUAGUAGUUGAUGCAUGUCCUUUCAGUCCGUUUCCAUCACAGUGGACGGACCUGACAUAUACAACUACCUUUUUGAAUCUCAUAUUUCUGACAUCUGUCAAUUCAAUUCAAUUUUAUUUGUAUAGCGCCAAAUCAUAGCAGAAGUUAUCUCAGGACACUUUUCAAAAUAGAGUAUUUCUAGACCAUGGAGAGCUUUGUAGGUGAGGAGGAGGAUUUUAAAUUCUAUUCUGAAUUUUACAGGGACCCAGUGCAGAGAAGCUAGUACAGGAGAGAUGUGAUCUCUUUUCCUGAUCAAAGAUAACUCCAAGAUUCCAGAUAGUGGUGCAAGAGGCCAAGGUAAUACCAUCUAGAGCAGGGGUGCCCAUUACGUCGAUCGCGAUCUACCGGUCGAUCGCAAAGUGGUGUGGGUAGAUUGCAUGGCAUUUAAAAAAAAAAAUAGACAUCAGCCUAUCAUCCAUUCUAACGUCUGACCGUUUCUGACACACCGGUCAACGCGCAUGCACGCUCAACAGCGUUAGUUACUAUGGCAAUUAACGUUAAUUAUGGCAACAUUCCAGCAAGCUAGGGAGUUGCCCAGUUAGCGUAACUUAUUUCUAUAGUACUAAACUUAAGAAAUGAUAUAAAAAUGAGUGGGGGAGCUGGACCAAGUAAAAAGCCCAAAACCUACCACUUCCAUACGGAAUGGGAGGAGGACUUUUCUUUCACAAUGUCCUAUUCGAAGUGCGUUUGCCUCAUCUGCAAAUCUACCAUUGCUAUUCCGAAGAAGGGAAAUGUGGAGCGGCAUUUUCGGACUAUACAUAAAAGCUACAACACUGACUUUCCACCAAAAAGCGAACUGAGAAGGAGAAAGGUGAAAGAACUAAAAUCCCAGUUGUCCGGACACCAGGCCUUUUUCUCACAGCUUACCACAAAAGCGAAGACCACCACCGAAGCAUCGUUCCGGGUGAGUCACGUCCUCGUUAAAAAUAAGAAAUCCUUCCAAGACGGAGAGAUGAUAAAAGAGGCAUUCGUUGAAGCGGCUGAAUCGUUGUUUCAAGACUUUAAAAACAAACCAGAGAUGGUAUCUUCAAUCAAAGCUCUCCAGCUGUCAAGAAGUACAGUUACAUGUCGCUGUGAAGCAAUGGCCGAGGAUGUGACCCAGAAACUUUGGAGGGAUAUAGCGGACUGCGAGUGUUUCUCACUGCAAUUGGAUGAGUCUACAGACGUGAGUGACACAGCCCAGUUGUGCAUUUUUAUUCGUAUGGUGUUUACCGAUAUGAUUGCAAAAGAGGAGCUGUUAACAGUGCUGCCAAUGAAAGAACACACACGGGGAGAGGACAUUUUUCAGUCUUUUAAAAACUUUAUUAAGAAAACUCAGCUCCCAGUGUGGAAAUUGGUGUCCAUCACCAUGGACGGUGCGCCCGCGAUGAUUGGCCGCUCGAAUGGAUUUAUUGCCAAGUGCAGGGAGGAUGAUGCCUUCCCCGACUUCCUCAAUUACCACUGCAUUAUACACCAACAAGCGUUAUGCGCAAAAAUGCUGAACAUGAAAGAGAUAAUGGAUGUGGCAAUGAAGAUCGGCUGUUCUAUUCGCGGCAGAUCUCUUCAAAGACGGCUGUUCUGUGUGGAUCUGGAGAAGGCAGACUGCGACCACACUGAAUUGUUGCUACACACUGACGUGAGAUGGCUUAGUCGAGGGAAAUUCCUGCAAAGAUUUCGAGAGCUCUGUCCGGAGAUUAAAGAGUUUCUCCUUGCAUCUAGACAUGCAGAAUACACCCAACUAAAUGAGGACCAGUGGCUACUAGACUUAGCAUUUUUAACCGAUCUGACCAACAUGUUGAAUGACCUCAAUGUUGAGUUGCAAGGAAAAGACAAAACAGUGGUCAAUAUGAUCAGCUCAGUUAAUGUGUUCAAACGAAAAAUGCAACAUCUGGGCUCAAAGCUGCAGCGCCAUGAUUUGGCAAACUUCCAGAACCUCGUAUCAGAACUGGAGAGGCAAGGGAAGGCCUGUGCGCAACUUGACAGUGGACGCUACACAGUGCAGAUUGAAAACCUUCUGUCAGACUUUAACAAACGGUUUCAAGACUUUGCUUUAUUGGAGCCAGUCGCUACAUUCAUGUGCUACCCAUUUCGGGAGAAUGCUGAUGUUGAUUUACUCGCAUCAGAAAUUGCAACAGUGUUUCACCUGAACUCGUCUGGAGUGGAGGAUGAGAUCCUGACACUACAAGCUGACAUUGAGCUCAAGUCCAGGGCUCAUGGACAGUUCUGGAACUUACUCACAGAGGAAAAGUACCCCAACAUGAGGAAAUGUGCUACCUCCUUGACUGCAUUGUUCAGCUCUACUUAUUUAUGUGAGUCAGCCUUUUCCCACAUGAAGAUUAUUAAGUCCAAAUACCGUUCCACUAUGACUGAUCAUUUGGAAGUGUGCUUCAGCAGCUACUGUCCGGACUAUGCAUCCCUGGCUGACUCCAUUCAGUGCAAGUCAUCAGCGUGAGAUUGCACCCAGGAACUGGCAAAUCAGUCCCCGCCCAGGUGGACUCCUUUUAUGGUCAAGUUCCUUGGGGAAUGUGCCAAGUGUAAUAUACAUGAGGGGGAGAUUUAGGAGGCGUUUCGGAGAUUUGUGAUUUUUUUGAGAUUUUGAACAGUUGGCAUCUAUUUUACUCUUUUGAUAUGUGUUGUGAGUUCUUUCUACUGUUAUACUUAUAAAACUUAACUAUUUGGUAUUAGAUAAAUGAAUAUGUUAUUGUUGUUGUUAUCUUAAUUGUUUCAUCCUGUGGUAGGAGGAAGUUGCCAGGGGCCCCAGUUUAAAAGGGGUAUGGAGAUCAGAGUUGAGGUUAUUUUUGAUACCUCUAGUUACCUUUUUCCUAAGUUGUUUCCAUUCAUUUUCAUUUUUAUUUUGCUUGUUGUUUUCUCUUCAGUUUGGGCCAAGCUGACCCUCACUGUAAAUAAGCUGCACUGAUCCACUGCUUGGAAAAAAAGGGAAAUAAAAAUUUGGACUGAC
Molecule: messenger RNA, 3465 nt
Organism: Dicentrarchus labrax (European seabass)
Lineage: Eukaryota; Metazoa; Chordata; Actinopteri; Moronidae
Product: general transcription factor II-I repeat domain-containing protein 2-like
Exons: 2
Coding region: 1114-2958 (614 amino acids)
Source: RefSeq, a predicted model, not a curated record